Molecule: messenger RNA, 2004 nt
Organism: Ilex paraguariensis (yerba mate)
Lineage: Eukaryota; Viridiplantae; Streptophyta; Magnoliopsida; Aquifoliales; Aquifoliaceae
Source: the annotation of a GenBank genome assembly
AGGAAUAUAUCAGCUACUUGAAAUUUAGAGAUAUGUCUUCAGCAUCAACUUCCAAGUCCAAGCCCAAGGAAAAGCCCUCUGUGAAGGCUGCCAAGGAACAGGAGAAGGCUGCUUCCAAGCAUUCUGGAUCCAUUAACCCUGGGACUUGCUGUCCUGCAGGUGCUUACGAUCCGAUUUCUGGACAUUUCUUAUCCUGGAUACAGCACCAGUGACCUCUUCCCCACCCGUCCAGAGCAAUGGUCGUUUCCAACGUAUAGAUGAACCAGAUGAACAGACUGGUAGCUCGCAUGGAACAGUGGUGGACUAUGAUUCACUAUCCAACAGUGGAAGCUGCUCUGGUGAGUCAGAGGACCAUAAAGAGAAGUUAGCCAGUGUAGCUAAACGAGAGGAAACGAUACCUGGAUCGGACAAUGACAAGCGAGAAAAGAUUCGUCAGAAGAAUGAGAGGAAACACCAACGUCAGAAGGAGAAGCGGGCACAGGAGUUGAAUGAGCGUUGCUGUGGCUAUCUUAUGUCAAGAAAACUGGAAUCAUUCACUCAGAAACUUGUGGCAAUGGGAUUCUCAUCUGAGCGGGCAACCUUGGCCCUUAUGUGGAAUGAUGGCAAAUUAGAGGAAUCUGUCAACUGGCUAUUUGAGGGAAGCGAGGAUGACGCACAGAAGAAGGAUCUUGGAAACGGGCUUAGCCUGAAAAUUGAUAUCAGUGAAGAGCUUGCUCGGAUUGCAGGUAUGGAGGUAACAUACAAAUGCUCAAAACAAGAGGUUGAAAGAGCUGUUACUGCUUGUGAGGGUGAUCUGGACAAGGCGGAAGAAAUUUUGGGAGCUCAGAAGCUAGAACCACCUGCUACUCCAUCAAAAAUGGAGGCCAAUGUAAAGCUCUUGAUGAGAGUACAAGAGAAGCCUACAGCUCUAGUUACAGCACAAUCAAGAGGGAAUGAUAGGGAUCUUAACUAUGUCAAGAGGGUAGUUUCAGGGUCAACACUUUCAGAACCUGGGAAUAGAAACAUGCAGGAUUUAAAAGCAAAUCAGCCAAUGUUACGUGCAGAGAAGAGGUGGCCUGCAAUAGGGUCAAGCUCUUCUGUCUCAUAUUCCGUUGCAGCCCCUCUACAAGUAGGAUCUUCAUCAGCAAAAAUGAUGCCUCAGCUCAGUGUCAGCGGAAAUGAAGGGAGAAAUAUUCAGCAGGGAGUUCUGAGGGAGCCAAUAAUUAUGAUGCAAUGCCCGCAAUCUCAUAAUGCAAAGCAGAAUCCAGUUUCUAGCAUAAUUGUCUCUCCUCUUGGGACUAAUGGAUGGUACCCAAGUAAUGGUCUGGGUAUGGAAAGUACCAAGCUAAAUGGUAAGUUCCUGCACAACCAGAGCACAGGAAACUUUGGCUCUGAACGUUUGAACUUGCAACACUUCAAACCACAAACUCAGAGCACUAGAAGUCCAGGACCAGAUAAUUUGAGCUCACAACCAUAUUACCCCCAAGCUCAGUAUGCACAACACGUGUCCAACUUGGUGGAUCCUGCAGAAACCAGAAUGGGCAUCUCAUGGAGGGCUACGGGUGCAUCUUCUCCAUCACUUAAGGUGCCAUCCUCUCUUGGACUAUUUUCUGGUUGGGGCUCAACAGUAACGGUUGGUUCAUCUUCGCAUGUUGAUUGGAACACCGGUGACAUGAUGUAUAACUGUGAUUACAAAAGUAUAGAUUGGACCCUGGAACCAAACUCUUCCCGUUCAAAGGCAAAUGGGUUGAUUUUGGGGCUUUCUUCAAUGAGGCUUGGCAGUACAAAUGGCAUCAGCGUCCCAGGCUUGCAGACUGGUGGAAUGGCUACAGAAGCCUCAUCUUCCAUUGGUUCGCGUGAGUGGACAUCUCCUUUUGCAGGGAAGGAUAUCUUUACCGUGCCUAGGUUUGUUAUUUCUCCCUCACUGAAUUAGGGGCAGGGCAGAUAUGUUGGUUUUGGUUGGUCGUUUAUGGUUGUAUAAUGCUUGUUACACUGUUUUAGCAAUCUAUAUAUGCAUCGUGUUCU